Messenger RNA from Hordeum vulgare subsp. vulgare (domesticated barley), 1015 nucleotides. RefSeq names its product thylakoid lumenal 17.9 kDa protein, chloroplastic. The record is from RefSeq and is a predicted model, not a curated record. The transcript is spliced from 4 exons. Bases 53 to 739 code for a protein of 228 amino acids. NCBI's taxonomy places the organism in Eukaryota, Viridiplantae, Streptophyta, Magnoliopsida, Poales, Poaceae.
UAUUUUUUUCUGAUCUGAAAAGAAGAAAAAUCUAAAGCGAGCAGCUGGCUGGAUGCUGGUCCAUCGAGCGGCCGGGACUGACAUGAGGCCGCCGUCUUCUUCUUCUUCCAUCGUUGCCGCCGCUGCAACAGCUCCCUCCUCCUCCACUGCUCCCCCUGUUGCAGUCACAACCAGGAGAGCACUUCUCUUCUCCACCUCGUUCAUCGCGCUCGCACCUGCUGCAGCAGCUCAGGCCGCCAACCCCUCCUCCACGCCCUACUCCCAGUCCAGGACCCUGCAGAUCGGCCUCGACACCAACGGGAAGAUUCGGACAUGCCCCUCCACCAAUCCCGGGUGCGUGUGCACCAACCCCACCGUCGGCGCCUCCUCCUCCGUCGCCUCCCCGCUCAUCAUCCCGGAGUCCACCUCCGCCGACGCUGCCGCCCAGUUGUUGCGGCAAGCCAUCCUCAAGACGCAGAAGAAUGUCAGCUUCAACGUUGAUCAGCAAACUCCCAAUGGCCAGUACAUCCAGGCGGAGGUGGACGGUGGUUUCGGCCGGGACGUGAUGGAGUUCCUUGUGAAGAAAGACGCCGGCGUGGUGGCCUACCGCUGCGUGGCCACCAAGGUCACCUUUGUCUACCCCUUCACCACCGCCGUCGGCGACUCGCGGGGACAGGAGCAGAGGGUCGCCGCCGUCGCGCAGGAGCUCGGGUGGUACGCGCCCGACAUAAGAUCCUCCGUCGACGACGUUGCUACGUAAUCAAGCUACGUAACGCGCCGACUGUGAGAUGCGUUUCAAGAUCAAACGACAUGCGUGCAAGAGAUUGGUAUGUAUGCAGAUUGAUUGAUCAUGGUCAUGGACCAGAUAAUUUGACUUUUAAUUUUUUAGUUGGGACUCAUAAUUUGUCGUCCAACCACCGAUGUACUAUGGACAAUAGUUGCUGGGCCCAUCUCCCCUAGUAAAACAGUUUAAUAUUUGUUUGGGACAACACUACACAUUUUUUACGGAAUCAAUUUACGGGCUUCGGUGGCAUUA